Helicoverpa zea (corn earworm) is the source of this 3129-nucleotide messenger RNA. RefSeq names its product lachesin-like. The record is from RefSeq and is a predicted model, not a curated record. NCBI's taxonomy places the organism in Eukaryota, Metazoa, Arthropoda, Insecta, Lepidoptera, Noctuidae. The transcript has 9 exons. Gene Ontology annotation, cellular component: neuron projection. The coding region runs from base 260 to 1606 and encodes 448 amino acids.
UUCAGUGUGUGUCGUGGGCGAGAGUCGUGCGCACGGCCGCGCGCUCCCGGGAGACCGGGGAAGUUUCACGCGCUCGGGAAACUUUACACAAACAUUGGGACCAACGAACAAUAACAUGCGCUCAUGUAUAAAGAAGCAAACGUUCUGGAUCAUUCUAGAAGUUAAUUGGUUUCUUUAUUACUGAUUGACUUCUUUGUAAAAGUGCCAUGGCAACCAGAGGCUUUGCUUGAGAGCAGAGCCGGUCGGCGUGCCUAGAAAUAUGCAGCAGCCUUGGUGGUCCAUAUACUUACUGGCUAUAUUCAUGCUAGGACUAGACUCGAAGCUAGUUGGCCAAGCAUUUCAACCAGAAUUUGCUGAGUCACUAAUGAAUCUGACUGUACCAAUCGGCCGGGAUGCAACUUUCAGAUGUCUAGUACAAAACUUAGGCGGAUACAGAGUAGGAUGGGUAAAAGCCGAUACUAAAGCCAUUCAAGCAAUACACGUCCACGUAAUAACAAACAAUCACAGAGUCGGAGUAUCACAUAACGGUCAGACCGUUUGGAAUUUACACAUUAGAAACGUCCAGGAGGAGGACCGGGGUCAAUACAUGUGUCAGAUCAAUACGGACCCAAUGAAAAGCCAGAUGGGCUACCUAGAAGUGGUAAUCCCACCAGAUUUUAUACCAGAAGAGACUUCAGGAGACAUAAUGGUACCAGAAGGUGGUACUGCCAGAGUCUCUUGUCGUGCAAGAGGCAUGCCAGAACCUCGUGUUCUUUGGAGGAGAGAAGAUGGAGCUGAUAUCGUUAUCAGGGACCCAAAUGGUACCAAAACUAAAGUUGCCAUGUACGAGAAAGACGUGUUAACACUGACGAAAAUAUCUCGUUCGGAUAUGGGCGCAUAUCUGUGCAUCGCGAGCAACGGUGUGCCGCCCACCGUGAGCAAGCGAAUUACUAUCAAAGUGCAUUUCCACCCGGUGAUCCAAGUGCCCAACCAGCUGGUGGGCGCUCCACUGGGUACUGACGUCACCAUAGAGUGUUACGUCGAGUCAUCGCCCAAGUCUAUCAACUACUGGGUCAGAGAUUCCAAUGAGAUGGUGAUAUCAUCAAGCAAGUACGAGGUGGUGAACACAGUGGUCAGCUCGUUCGAGAGCCGCAUGACGCUGACGGUGCGACGACUGACGGCAGCCGAUGUGGGGGGGUACCGGUGCGUCGCCAAGAACUCACUGGGAGAAGUCGAUAGCGUCAUCAGGUUAUAUGAAAUCCCAGGGCCAACUGUAAAGAACACGAGUCCAGCAUACAAAAGAGACGACUACAAGUACUCGACGCCGAUAGAGGGGCCUGACAAUCAAUUCGGUUCUGCUGACAGCUCAGAUGACGAAGAUGAACGAGACACGGCCACAUACACCACCGACAGACAUUCAAAUGCAUACAAACACGAAAACGUUACUAGAAACAGAACAAUCCAUUACCCCCCGACAACGGAACAAAAGCUCAGCAAUAAAGUCCGCAAAAUUAUUAACAAAUUCGAAAUAGAAGAGUUUGGUAACAACAGAUGUUGUGUGCACUCUCUUCUCGUAAUAAACUGUAUUCUUUCCUUAGCAAUUAUUGUAGUACUAGAUUAUACGUAGAGAAAUAUUUGUGCUAGCUGUUAUUGCUAAAUGUUUACAAUGUUCACCUAACAAUACUUCGGUAUUCAUUCCAGUAUAUUGUAAGUUACGUGGAUGCAAGAUUUUAGCCUUCGAAUAUUAAUUAAUUGAACGUUUUGAAGUGGAUGCGAAAUUGAUAUUGAUGAGAGAGUUCCGUAGCUAUGGAAAUUAAUAUUACAUUGACGCGAUAUCGAUACAUUACAUUAUUAUCCAUUAUAAUCGAAUAUUUAUAAAAGCUUCACCUACUCUGAUACGUGUGUGAUAUGAUACCAGAUUGUGAUGGAUAUAACAAAGAAGGCCACUUAUAUCAAACAGGCUAUUAUUGACUUAUCAGCCGUUAUUUUAACUAAGUAUUGGAAAAAUGCCAAAUGAUGAUGAAUCCGUCUGAUUACAACAUUUUCCUUUGAUUGGCAUACAUAAUUACAGAUUUUAAUUAAUCAUAGCACAGUGAAAUGCUUUAUUGUAAUUUUAAUACCUAAUUGAAUUAAAUAACACAUGAAUCAUGCAAUUUUAUGAACGAAUGAAAACAAAAGUUUUUUAAUAAAUUGUCUACUACUGAAAUUGGUUGUUUGUUUAAAAUAGCUAAUAAAUAUUCGGCAAGGGAAUAAAUGAAAAUGGUCAUACGGAACGAUCAAUUUUAAUCUGGCAGGUAGCUAAAUAACAAACUUAUUAUGCUUAUGUCGACAUAUUACGAGUAGAUACAUUUGUGAUUCCACCAAAAUCUACAUUCGAAAAAGUUACUUCAAAGUUUGUUUUUGUUUUCUUUAAGCUCUUCAGAACCGUCAUUUAUGCACGUUUUCCCACAAGAUUUUUACCCAAAAAUGAGUACUUGAAAAGGCUUGUCGUACACCGACAGACACGAUUUUUUAUUAAUGUAAAUGCGGCUUUAAAUGCGAAUCCGUGGCGGAUACAAGUAUGAAUGGAUGUUGGUGACAAUACUUUUUCUGAAUAUUUAAAAUUAUCAUCCCAUACCAUGUGUUGAGGUUUUGUUUCACUCUUAACGUUCGCUUUUGAAUUUUGCGCUACACGUUAAAUCUUUGCUCAUUUGUUUGUCUUUGGGAAUAAUGUUCAAAGUUAUUUUGUUAUUUUUUGUGUGUUACAAACAUGUGCAUAUGAUGGGUAAAUAAGAAAUAUUUUAUGUUGUAAAAACUUUCAUUCUGUUUCAAUAGUAUCUACAGUAUAUUUAUUCCAUAACCGAUUUACACUGGUGAGGAAGAUUUUAACACGUAGUUAAGUACAACAUACUAGCUUCCACCAGUGGUUGCAUCUCUGUUCUGUAGGAACUACUCUACUCACCAGGAUAAAAGUGUACAGCUUUCCUAGAUAAAAUAAGUUUUCUAAUACUGAAAUGUUUUCCUCAACUUUUCUACUUAUGUCCGUUCAUUUUGGGCAUAUAGCGAGCGAGUAUUUUGAGUGAACAAUGUCUCAAUUUCAGUCACGAGAAGGUAUUGCUUUGCAUUCUAGUAGUAGUUAACUAAUUCGAAUCUGUAGCAAAUGUUGUGAUG